This is a messenger RNA of Ilyonectria robusta, 959 nucleotides long. RefSeq lists its product as uncharacterized. The coding region runs from base 116 to 772 and encodes 218 amino acids. Lineage: Eukaryota; Fungi; Ascomycota; Sordariomycetes; Hypocreales; Nectriaceae. The transcript is spliced from 2 exons. The record is from RefSeq and is a predicted model, not a curated record.
GGACGUUUACGAAAUUGGGCUUGUUGUUUUUGUUUGGUGUAAUCGAAGAUGGACCGUGUGUUGACGCCAUUUCGUGGAGAACCUCAUUACCGACUUGCUUCCAUAGGGGUUCUAGAUGACCAACGAGUGGGUGCUCGUUCGUUGUUAUUUGUCUUCAUGCCCGCUUUCAAGGCGGCCUCUCCGUCGGGGACUGGGCAUUGCACUGCACACAUGUAGUCCGUACAUAGUACGCACCAUUAUGUCGCUGGGUUGCUGCAAGGCAUUGGAUUCAAGGCAAGGGAGCAUUCGCGGCAAUGCAGCGUCGAUGGACGACAGGUCGUCACACAGACGCAAUUUUAAGGUACUAGGAAUGCUGCUGACACGCAGCAGCCGCAUGCGUCCUAGACAUACAGUAGUUUGCCUGGGCGUUGGAGGAGCUUCUGACUCGCUCAUUGAACGUGUCAAGCACCAGCGACCCAGCCAUCUUGACGACUUGGAAGAGCACUGGGUGCCAUCGAAGUCAACUGUCCCAAACAUGGGGACCCGCCCGCGACCCAGCGCUUGGGAAACGGCCUGUCAUCACAAUUUUCAUUCCCCAUCAACCAGUGGGCUUACCGCAAGAAGACAUCAUUUGCGCAUUGCCAUGGGAGAGAGAGUCCGGCGCUCGACCCCAAGACCCUGGCCCCUGUCUAUUCCCGAGAGUCACAUCCCUGAUCCGAUUUCGCCCAGGGAGUCCUCAAGAAGCAACGUCAAUGGUGUGGUUUGCUGCUGCUGGCGGUCAAAUGCGGCUUGACUGCCGAGGCCUAUCGAGAGGAGAUGUGAUCUGUCUUUCUACGCCCAGAAACAGGAUCAGGCAUAGGUGAGCGCAAGUUGUGAGGGAGGACGUGUCGGGAUGACACCUAGAGUGCGCGGGAGAGGGCAUGGUCCGACGAAAUCGGGAGUGACCCGUCAACCCGUCGAAGAGAAAGGGGGGGGGGGGG